Pisolithus orientalis is the source of this 3950-nucleotide messenger RNA. Its product is annotated as ATP citrate lyase. Lineage: Eukaryota; Fungi; Basidiomycota; Agaricomycetes; Boletales; Pisolithaceae. Bases 172 to 3660 code for a protein of 1162 amino acids. Gene Ontology annotation, molecular function: ATP citrate synthase activity. The record is from RefSeq and is a predicted model, not a curated record. The transcript is spliced from 11 exons. Gene Ontology annotation, biological process: acetyl-CoA biosynthetic process; fatty acid biosynthetic process; tricarboxylic acid cycle. Gene Ontology annotation, cellular component: cytosol.
ACCCCAAAGAAACAGAAAAGUGGGCCGAGCUCUUUUUCUGGUUUUAUGUUAGUGCCUGUGGCUGUGCUCAUAUUAUCCCCGUGUGAACAUUGGGGGUUUCAAUGAUAGACAGUGUUUUAUAUACCACAUUAAUAUCAGCUCACCCGCCUCCCAUCUUGCAUUCCUUCCAUCAUGUCCUCCAAGGCUAUUCGCGAAUUUGAUGCAAAACUUCUCCUCGCGUAUUGGCUUGAGCGCGCACCUGCCGCCCAUCCCAACUUCGCCCUCCCUGCCAAUUCGGUCCUCACCUAUCCAUCUCCAAAAGUAGCCCAGAUCUCUUGGGAUCCUGCUACCAACGCGAUCACCCCCGAUAAUUCCCUCCCAGGUUGGGUUCAUACGACACCCCUUGUCGCGAAGCCAGAUCAGCUUAUCAAGCGUCGCGGAAAGGCUGGGUUGCUUGCUCUCAAUAAACCUUACUCUGAAGCAAAGAAAUGGAUCCAAGAUCGCGCCGGAAAACCACAACGAGUCGAAGCAAUCGUUGGCACCCUCAAUAACUUCAUCGUAGAACCAUUCCUUCCGCACCCUCAACAUACGGAGGCUUACAUCUGCAUAACGUCUUCUCGACCAGGUGACACGAUCCUCUUCUCGUCCACCGGUGGUGUCGAUGUGGGUGACGUGGAUGCUCACGCGCUUCGGCUUAACAUCCCCGCCCUUCCUUCGGCGUCUAACCCAUUCCCUACGCGUGAAGAGGUGCAGAAGACCCUUCUCGCGUCGUAUGGGGCUGGAAAACGCAAGGAAGCACUCACGGACUUCAUUCUCCGUCUGUACUCCGUAUAUGUAGACCUCCACUUCGCUUACCUGGAAAUUAACCCUCUCGUCGUCCUCGACGAUGGAUCCAUCCAUUACCUUGACAUGGCUGCUAAACUCGAUCAGACGGCCGAAUUCAUUUGUGGUCCCAAGUGGUCCAUCGCCAGAGAUAUUAGCGUGUAUAACCCAUCUGCUGCCGUCGCUGCCGACAACAAGAUUGGCGCAGACCGCGGACCACCAAUGGUCUGGCCCGCUCCGUUCGGUCGUGACCUCACGAAGGAAGAGGCCUACAUCCAAAAACUUGACGCGUCCACGGGGGCUUCUCUCAAGCUCACUGUUCUCAACCCCAACGGCCGUGUCUGGACUAUGGUUGCUGGUGGUGGUGCGUCCGUCGUAUACGCAGACGCCAUCGCAGCUGCCGGUUUUGCACACGAACUCGCCAACUACGGCGAGUACAGUGGUGCACCUAGUGAGGGUCAGACGUACGAAUACGCCAAGACGAUCUUGGACUUGAUUACCCGCCCGGCCCCUCGCCCGGAUGGCAAGAUUCUGAUCAUCGGUGGCGGUAUUGCCAACUUCACGAACGUUGCUGCAACCUUCAAAGGUAUCAUUCGUGCGCUCGAGGGUGCCAAGGCUGGAUUGAUCGCCCACGGGGUUAAGAUCUACGUGCGCCGCGGUGGUCCCAACUACCAGGAAGGUUUGAAAGCAAUGCGUCUGCUUGGUGAAUCUCUCGGCGUUCCGAUCCAGGUUUUCGGUCCCGAGACCCAUGUUACUGCGAUAGUCCCUCUUGCGCUGGGUAUCAAAUCCAAUGACCUUGCACCCCAACCCAUUCCCCCCACACCUGUCACACCCGCCACCUUCCCUGCCACACCGUCUGUUCCUUCUUCGACCGCUGCGCCGACGCCUAGUCAAGUGGGCAUGAUCCACGAAGACGGAGAACGCACUCAACCAGACGAUGUUGUCAUUCGCUUCGAGAGUGCCGCGACCGAGAAUGGUCAUGCUGCUAGCCGGCCUUCAUAUCGCCCCUUCGACGCCGAAACUCGUGCAUUUGUUUAUGGUCUCCAACCCCGUGCUAUUCAGGGCAUGCUCGACUUUGACUACUCCUGCAAACGUUCCCGGCCCAGUGUGGCUGCUAUGAUCUACCCCUUCGGCGGCCAUCACAUCCAAAAGUUCUACUGGGGUACACGGGAAACGCUUUUGCCUGUCUACACGUCACUGGCUGAGGCUGUUGGCAAGCACCCUGAUGUGGAUGUCGUCGUCAACUUCGCCAGCAGCCGUAGUGUCUACUCCAGCACUCUUGAGUGCCUCGAGCACCCUGGAAUCCGCGCGAUUACUUUGAUCGCCGAAGGUGUACCAGAACGUCAGGCUCGUGAACUGUUGUGGCGUGCCAAGGAUAAGGGUGUUCUCAUCAUCGGCCCUGCUACUGUCGGUGGUAUCAAGCCUGGUUGCUUCAGGAUUGGAAACUCUGGAGGGAUGAUGGACAACAUUAUCUCAUCGAAGCUAUACCGCCCUGGUUCCGUCGGCUACGUCUCCAAAUCUGGAGGCAUGUCCAACGAGCUUAACAACAUUCUUUCGCUAUUCACAAAUGGAACGUACGAGGGUAUUGCUAUCGGUGGUGACCGUUACCCCGGAACCACCUUCAUCGACCACUUGCUCCGCUAUGAAGCCGACCCCGCUUGCAAGAUGCUUGUCCUCUUGGGUGAAGUUGGCGGUGUCGAGGAGUACGCUGUUAUCGACGCUGUCAAACGCGGCGAGAUCAAGAAACCUAUCGUUGCAUGGGCUAUUGGUACUUGUGCCAAGAUGUUCACCACCGAAGUCCAAUUCGGCCAUGCAGGCUCGAUGGCCAAUUCCGAUUCCGAAACUGCCGAUGCAAAGAACCGUGCGAUGCGUGCGGCCGGAUUCAUCGUUCCCGACACUUUCGAGCAGCUUCCUGAUGUCCUGCGUGCGACGUACGCCAAGCUUGCGCAGGAGGGCACGAUCGUCCCCGCCCGGGAGGUUGACCCCCCUGUUAUUCCGAUGGACUACAAGUGGGCACAGGAGCUCGGUCUAAUUCGCAAGCCGGCAGCAUUCAUUUCGACUAUCUCUGAUGAGCGUGGUCAGGAGCUCAUGUACGCUGGCAUGCGCAUUUCCGAUGUAUUCAAGGAAGAAAUUGGUGUCGGUGGUGUCGUCAGCUUGCUCUGGUUCAAACGCCGCCUCCCUCCCUAUGCGACCAAAUUUAUUGAGAUGGUUUUGAUGUUGACGGCUGACCACGGUCCUGCUGUCAGUGGUGCGAUGAACACGAUCGUCACGACUCGUGCAGGCAAGGACUUGAUUAGCAGUUUGACGAGUGGUCUCUUGACGAUCGGAAGUCGGUUCGGUGGUGCGUUGGAUGAGGCGGCUGCGAUGUUCAGUUCGGCCAAGGAUCGUGGUUUAACGCCCAGGGAGUUUGUCGAUGAGAGCCGCAAGGCCAACAGGCUGAUCUCCGGUAUCGGACACAAGAUCAAGUCUGUCAACAACCCGGACUUGCGUGUCGAACUCGUAAAAAGAUAUGUCAUGGAAAAUUUCCCCUCGCACUCCUUGUUGGACUACGCUCUUGCUGUUGAGAAGGUGACGACGGCCAAGAAGGAUACGCUGAUCCUGAAUGUUGAUGGGUGUAUUGCCGUCUGCUUCGUUGAUCUCUUGCGCGACUCCGGUGCGUUCACACCUGAGGAAGCCGACGAGUACAUCAAGAUCGGCACGCUUAAUGGUCUGUUCGUGCUCGGCCGCUCCAUCGGUUUCAUUGGCCACCACCUCGACCAGAAACGUCUCCGUGCACCUCUGUACCGUCACCCUGCAGACGAUAUCUUCAUCAACAUGGCCGACGUGCCACAGCCGAGGGUGUUGGGCAAGAUGCAGUAAGGAAAUUCCUGACUAUUAUUCGGAGUAGCCUACGCUCCAUUCGCCGAGGAAAGAAACAGAAGUACGAAUCUUGUUUGUUUGGACGUGGUACAUGUUAGAGCGACGACUCCGUCAUGAUUUUACAGUGUUUUAGAACAGACGUUUGAAAAUGGUAUACGUACAUCAUUGUGUUGACGAAUCCGUUUUUGUAAUACCUUGCAAGUAGUUUUCUGCGAUAGAUCACGGAUUUUUGUUCGCAUUGCGUGAUAAGAUUUGCUGUAAUACUUAGCGUGUCUACGUGGAACGUAGGG